UCCUGUAAGACGACAUUCUACUGUGUUGUAUGGGCUGGUGACUCUGUAAAAGCACAGCAGAGUUAGGCUUGGGAAUUCUUAAAGCAUGUUGAUAUUAUUAAGUGUUUAAACGCUAUUUUGGCUACAGUCCGCUGGUACAGCAGCGCUGUUUAUGACUGGUUUAAAGUGUUGGAUUGGCGAAAAACAUGACAGCCAAUGAAGACCAGGAGAUGGAGUUGGAGGCUCUGCGCUCUAUCUAUGAAGGAGAUGACUGCUUUAAAGAGCUCAGCCCUGUUUCCUUUCAGUUCAGGAUAGGAGAUCUUGAUGACUCCAAAUCCUUCCUGCUAGAAGUGUCAUGGCCAGAGAACUAUCCUGAAACUGCCCCGCACAUAUCAUUAGAUACUUUUUUCAACAACAGAAUAUCCCUGGAGACAAAGCAGUACAUUCUUUCCAAAUUGAGUGAACAGGUAGAGGCCAACCUGGGUACUGCCAUGAUGUACACGCUCUUUGAGUGGGGCAAAGAGAACCAGGAAACACUCAUGGAAAACCAUCAGCCUGUGACAUCCGCUGUGACCCUGAUAUCCAACAGCGAUGUCAUGAAUAAUUCCACCUCUGUUAGUAAGAAGAAGGAGAAGAAAGAGCAACUAACCAAAGCACAGAAGAGGAAACUGAUUGGAAGAACAGAUAAUAAGGGUGAACUGCCAAGAGGUUGGGACUGGGUAGAUGUUAUUAAGCAUCUGAGCAAAACUGGAGGAAAAGGUGAAGAUUAAAGAGAUGCUUGAGAAGAAACGAUGGAUUGAAAUGUAUGGAUUAAAUGUCUCUGUGCCCUUUUUUUUUUUUUUUUUAAAUGAAAGCUGAACACAAAUUCUCUGCAGCCAUGAUUUCAAUUCACCUGGAGCUGCCACAGAGCUGAUUUGACACUGAGUGCAAGGAGCUCUGCCAUUACAGAGACACGUGUCCUCAGAGCCACACUAGUGUGUGCUAAAUUAUCUGAGUCACACAUGAACAUCAUGAGGUGUGUUAUAAGAAAACUAACACGGGUUUAAAUGCUUGUAUUUUUGGAUCUGGUAGAACAGUUGGGUGUGACUUAAUAAACCUAACAGGAGUG
This is a messenger RNA of Sinocyclocheilus rhinocerous, 1087 nucleotides long. RefSeq names its product RWD domain-containing protein 4-like. Gene Ontology annotation, molecular function: protein binding. Lineage: Eukaryota; Metazoa; Chordata; Actinopteri; Cypriniformes; Cyprinidae. The transcript is spliced from 8 exons. The record is from RefSeq and is a predicted model, not a curated record. The coding region runs from base 186 to 749 and encodes 187 amino acids.